AUGGAAAAGAUUUUAAAGUCUUUCGGGUUAAAGUCUUUCGGUGAUCACAGGCGUUCGUUUCAGGAGCAGGGCACGUACGCUGAUUUCGUUGAAGGCUUGAAGGUGUUCGACAAGGAGGAAUGUGGAAAGAUCCUUUGCGCAGAGCUCAGACACAUUCUUCUCGCUCUCGGAGAACGACUCUCAGCCGAUGAGGUCGAUGAACUGCUGAAAGGAGUUGAAGACGCUGAGGGUAUGGUCAAAUACGAGGAAUUUAUCAAGAAGGUGCUGGCUGGUCCAUUCCCCGACUCGGAUUGA
Messenger RNA from Cooperia oncophora, 294 nucleotides. The record is from the annotation of a GenBank genome assembly. Lineage: Eukaryota; Metazoa; Nematoda; Chromadorea; Rhabditida; Trichostrongylidae.